AUGUUGAACAAUUUUACUAAAAAUAAAACAGGCUUUUUGCUACUACUCAUACAUUUAGUAGAUCUAACACAAUCCCAACGACAAUGCAUUUCUAUGAAUUAUCAAAUUCUCUCCGAACGUCAUGUAAUCAAUAUAACCUCUCCGAAUUAUCCAAAUGCCUACCAGCCGGGCUCAAAUUGUCGACAUCGUGUAACGGCUCCCAGAGAUCAUGUGGUUAUUUUAACCUGCUACUUCGAAGUGGUUCCCAAUAACUGUGAUUCUGAAUAUUUUUUCCUAUCACUGGAUGGUGAUUUACAAUUUCGUGAUGCUCAGCGUUUUUGUCGUAAUACUCAAAUCACUAGAAUUUCAAACUUCCGUUCCAUCGCUUUGGCUUAUUCUUCAUCACGCUCAAAUACUCGUUUACGUGGUCGUUUUAAUUGUCAAGCUCGCGCCAGAAGAGCACCCUGUAAUUGUGGUUGGUCAAUGGGGACACGCAUAGCUAACGGUCAGGAAACUUUACGCAAUGAAUUUCCCUCAAUGGUGGCAUUGAGAGAUAUUACAUCUCCUCAAAGGGUAUUUUGUGGAGGCAAUAUAAUUAGUCCUCGUCAUAUUAUAACGGCUGCCCACUGUACUCGUGCCCAUCCGGAUUCGAAUACUAUAAUGGCAUAUGUGGGAGAUCAUGAUUUGUCAGUUGGUUCGUAA
Messenger RNA from Lucilia cuprina (Australian sheep blowfly), 681 nucleotides. RefSeq names its product venom serine protease 34. The transcript has 3 exons. The record is from RefSeq and is a predicted model, not a curated record. Bases 1 to 681 code for a protein of 226 amino acids. Gene Ontology annotation, molecular function: serine-type endopeptidase activity. Gene Ontology annotation, biological process: proteolysis. Lineage: Eukaryota; Metazoa; Arthropoda; Insecta; Diptera; Calliphoridae.